CUUUCAACAUGGAUGAUUCAUACGCGAUAGCUACACCGCACAAUGAUGUUUUUAAUCACGCAUUCGCAGAGAUGAACCCUCACGGAGCACCAAGAAUAGGAGCUGCAGAAGCAGCUACUUUCCUUAAAAAAUCAAACUUGGCGAUGCCUGUGUUAGGCCAGAUAUGGGAGCUUAGCGACUCUCAAAAAGUUGGAUCAUUAGAUAAGAGAGGAGCAUUUGUUGCUUUUAAACUAGUCGCAGCUGCUCAACAAGGGAAGCCCGUCGCCAAUUCUUCCCUCUACGAUUCUUCCCUUCAGCCACCACGGUUUGCACCACCUGUACCACCAGCAAACAUGCAGCAUCAUUUCCAACCAUCGUUCCCAUCGGUUGGCCGUGCUCCUCCAGUGCCACCACCACCACAUCCAUCACAUCCUUAUUCGAUCUCUUCUCAACAAUCUUCUCCAGCUCAUCCAUCGUCAGCUUUUCCACCACAAUGGCCGAUAACACCAACUGACCAGGCUAAAUAUGACUCCAUCUUCCAAUCAUUGAAUCCUGUAAACGGAAAAUUGUCUGGUGCACACGUACGCCCGGUUCUGAUGAACUCUGGACUUGAUGCUCAUGCUCUGGCUCGAAUUUGGGAACUUUCGGAUCAGGACAAAGAUGGAAACCUUGAUCGAAUCGAAAUGUCUGUUGCACUUCAUCUUGUAUACCGAUCACUUCAAUCAGACCCGGUUCCUGCACAGCUCCCACCAAAUCUCAUUCAUCCUUCGAAAGCAAUGUAUGCUCACAGCUCACCGAAUUUCGCUGCUCCUCCACAUCCUCCACGUCCGAUGAUGGGAUCGAGAGCAGGAUCUGUGACGUCAUUGGAUGAUGUGAACAUGAGUCAAUCGUAUUCUGCAACGAUGCCACGUGCAUAUCCACCACAACCAGGUCGUGCUUACUCUGCACAGGCUCAUGUGAAUGGAUCACGAACCAGUGGUGCAUCAACUCCGAUAUCUGCUUCUCACUCGAUUCACUCAUUUCCUGCUGGUGAAUGGCCUAUCAAUACAGGAGAUUAUGCUGAUCAAUUUGCUCAAACUGAUACGAAUAAGGAUGGAUUGGUUGAUGGCAUGGAUAUGAGAGCUCCCAUGAUGACUACUGGAUUGAGUGCACAGAUAUUAGCACAUGUCUGGGCAUUAGCAGAUAUAAAAAAAUGUGGACAGUUGAAUUUGGAGCAAUUUGCUUUGACAAUGCAUCUUCUUGACAUGGCAAAACGAGGCGAGUCCAUCCCAUCAGAACUGCCUUUACAUCUGAUUCCACCUUCAUUCCGCCCACCUACGGAACCUUCAGCUUUGCAUCAUCCUGCUCAAUCAGUUUCAACUCCACAGCUCCCAGAAGCAACUUCGAUGGAAAUUAAAGAAGCUUUGGAAGGCGAAAACGAAGAGAUGAAGCAGCUCGCAGAGUCUAUUCAAUCAAUGCUGGUGGAGCGGAAAACUGCAGAAGAAGCUGUUUUACAACUAGAAGCUGAUAUGACUAUUAAGAACUCGAGUAUCAAAAAUCUGCAGGUUGAAUUGGCCACCUUGGAGUCGACAGUUAAACAGUUGGAGCGACAAAAAGGUGAAGCCACACGAAGAUUAGCUGAUUAUGAUACUCAAAUAGAACAGUUAGAAUCAGCAUGUAAAGCACAGAAAGAAACGAAAGAAGAUACCGAGAAACGAAUGCAACAAAUUGAUGAAGAUGCAAAGAAUGCUGAGGACUGUAAAGCAAAUGAUGAAAAAGAAAUGGAAGAAUUGAAAAAAGAAAUUGAAAUGCUCGAUAAUCAAUUCAAAACUGUUCGUGGAGAAAUUGUCAAAGAAACAUCACAAAGAGAGCAAAAGGUGGCCGAAUUGACAACUCUAGAACGAAAAGAAGCAAGAGAUCAGAUACAAAUGGAAAAGCUGGAUGCUGCAAUCGAGAACACGACAAAACUAACAGAACAAGUAUCAGAUGCAGUCGAAAAAUCCGAGGAGGAAAUGGUUCAAAUUCUGAGGUCGCAACAACGAUUAUUGUCUACUGUAAUCGAUCAAUCGUUGCUAUCCGAUGACACUGUUUAUGGAGAAACAGCUGGAACAUCAUCUCAAAAUCAUGUUCAACAACCACCUGAUCCGUUUGCAUCCGCCAGAGCAAAUCCUGCUGCUGAUCCAUUCGCCCAAGUAGAUCAGUUCGGCUCAUCUGGACAUUUUGAUGCCGCUUUCCCAACUGAUCCAUUUGCUCAAGGAGGCUUCCCAUCGGAUUCUGGCUUCGCACAAUCGGCUCCCGCAAAACCUGCUCCACCUCGCCCAGCUCCUCCAAAAUCUGCUCGCGAAACACCUGUCAAUGAUCCUUUUGCCCCAUCACAAGGACAAUCAACUCAACCGGCUGGAUUCGCUGAUUUUGCGGACUUUGGAUCGGCUUUCAAUUGAUUUUUAAUAAUUAUACCUUACCCACUAUAAGCCCCAACGCCAGUCAAAUUGUUUUACUUUGCCCAAAUGUUUACCUGUGCCAAGUCAUCGACAUAAUUUAUUGAUGCACAUUUUUAAGAUUAGUUUUUUUGCACUUUCCCACUUGAAUUGUCACUUUUCUAGGUUAUGAAAUCAGAGCAAUAAUGUUAUAUACUGUAGAAUAUGAAUAUGCAUGAUUAUUAUGUAAAUUAUGAGUUAUAAUAUAUAGUAAAUGAUUUGCAGAUU
This is a messenger RNA of Caenorhabditis elegans, 2663 nucleotides long. RefSeq names its product Eps15 (endocytosis protein) Homologous Sequence (gene ehs-1). Lineage: Eukaryota; Metazoa; Nematoda; Chromadorea; Rhabditida; Rhabditidae. The transcript has 8 exons. The record is from RefSeq and is marked reviewed. The coding region runs from base 9 to 2399 and encodes 796 amino acids.